Molecule: messenger RNA, 1092 nt
Organism: Lachancea lanzarotensis
Lineage: Eukaryota; Fungi; Ascomycota; Saccharomycetes; Saccharomycetales; Saccharomycetaceae
Gene: ECM4
Product: LALA0S01e13432g1_1
Exons: 1
Coding region: 1-1092 (363 amino acids)
Cellular component (GO): cytoplasm
Molecular function (GO): glutathione transferase activity
Source: RefSeq, a predicted model, not a curated record
AUGACUGACAGAACGAAAUGGGCCAAUUCAGAAGACGGGUCCUUUAAAAGACAGGCCUCUACUUUCAGAGACACUAUAUCGCCUUCACACUCGGUAUUCAAGCCUGCAAAGGGUCGGUACUGGCUGUAUGUUUCGCUGGCGUGUCCAUGGGCACACCGGACGCUUAUCACGAGAGCGCUGAAGGGCUUAACGUCCGUUAUUGGUGUGUCUGUCGUUCAUUGGCAUAUGGACACCCAAGGCUGGCGGUUCUUGCCGUACGAGGAGAGCACCAAGGGCGAAUACAAGAGUCCCUAUGGGUUCAGUGGGGUUCCAGGCGAAACGCAUUCUAACCCUACCAGCGGCAUCCGCAAUGAUUCCGUAAGACCCGGUGUAGACGGCACCAUCGACCACAACUACCAUUACAAGAGAAUUAGCGAACUGUACUACAAGGCCAACCCGGAUUACAGUGCCAGAUUCACAGUGCCCGUGUUGUGGGAUCUGGAAACCCAGACGAUCGUGAACAACGAGAGUUCAGAGAUAAUCCGUAUUUUCAAUAGCGGCGUCUUUGACGAGUUUGCAGACCCUAAGGUGGAGCCAAUUGACCUUUUACCAUCGGAUUUGGAGUCCCAGAUCGACGAAAUCAACAGUUGGGUCUACGACAACGUCAACAACGGCGUUUACAAGAGCGGAUUUGCAGAAUCGCAAGAAGUGUACGAAAAGCAGGUCUCUAACGUUUUUGAACACGUGCAAAAGCUCGAGAACAUCUUACGGGUGAAUUACGAAAGAGCGGUGGACAAGUAUGGAGAGAAAGAUGCAGCUUCCAAGUUAUUUUUGCUGAAUGAGCAACUGACGGAAGCGGAUGUGCGGUUGUACCCUACGAUCGUGCGUUUCGAUCCGGUCUACGUGCAACACUUUAAAUGUAACUUGUCUACCGUCAGAGGUGGGUUCAAGCACCUGGACUUGUGGCUAAGAAAUCUUUACUGGAACAACGAUGCGUUCCACGAGACAACCAAUUUCGACCAUAUCAAGCUCCACUACACCAGAAGCCACCCUAGAGUCAACCCAUUGGGUAUCACUCCUUUGGGACCCGAUCCUGUCAUCUUGCCCUUUUAG